Molecule: messenger RNA, 1447 nt
Organism: Erpetoichthys calabaricus (reedfish)
Lineage: Eukaryota; Metazoa; Chordata; Cladistia; Polypteriformes; Polypteridae
Gene: ube2e2
Product: ubiquitin-conjugating enzyme E2E 2
Exons: 6
Coding region: 213-818 (201 amino acids)
Biological process (GO): protein polyubiquitination
Cellular component (GO): nucleus
Molecular function (GO): ubiquitin conjugating enzyme activity
Source: RefSeq, a predicted model, not a curated record
CGGGAGCGCGCGCGGAGGCGGUCCGGUAGCUUCAGUUUCUCUCGGCUGUUUCGCCGUGUGUGUGUGUAUGUGUAUGUGUGUGUGUGUGUAUGUGUAUACGUUCCACUAACGAAAGACAGAGAGAGAGGGGGCGAGAGAGGGAGAGCCAAACGGGGGCAAUAACAGAGAAUUUUAGCCUGGACCAGCACUUGCCCCGACACUGACAGGUCAAGAUGUCCAGUGAAGUGCAAAGACCUGAUGAUAGCCCAAGCACUAGUGGGGGAAGCUCAGAUAUUGAUCAGCGUGAAAGUGUUCAACAAGAGCAAGAAAGAGAACAAACACAGCCCAAGAAGAAAGAAACCAAAAUUUCAAGUAAAACUGCAGCAAAGCUUUCUACAAGUGCUAAAAGGAUUCAAAAAGAACUGGCUGAAAUUACAUUGGACCCUCCUCCCAAUUGCAGUGCUGGACCUAAAGGAGAUAACAUCUAUGAAUGGAGGUCAACAAUCUUGGGCCCCCCUGGCUCCGUGUAUGAAGGAGGUGUCUUCUUUUUAGACAUUGCAUUUUCUCCUGACUACCCUUUCAAACCACCAAAGGUGACUUUUCGAACACGUAUCUACCACUGUAAUAUUAACAGCCAGGGUGUGAUCUGCUUGGAUAUUCUCAAGGACAAUUGGAGUCCAGCACUGACCAUUUCCAAGGUUCUUCUAUCUAUUUGUUCUCUCCUUACUGACUGUAAUCCUGCUGAUCCUCUCGUCGGAAGCAUUGCCACACAGUACCUGACCAACAGAGCCGAACAUGACAGAAUAGCCAGACAGUGGACCAAGAGAUAUGCCACAUAAGUAACAACCCUGUCCUUAAUUUGUAAAAGCACAUUCACAAAGUGCAACCAUAGGCCAUCCCCUUCCCUUGUACCCUUUGUUUACCUUUUUGUGGAAAAAAUAUGUUCCUCGCUGACUUGAAAGCUUCUUUUUUAUACAAAGAGUAGACAUGAACUUUUGUUUUCAGAUUUAUUGUAAUAGAAGAAAGCUUUAUCCUUAUCCAGCAAUGUUAUAUCUGUGUUCUUUUCCCUUUAAGCAAUCCCAGGAACAAAAGCAGAUAAAAUCUCGAUUCAGUGUAGUGUUUAGAAUUACGUUUUUGUACCUUUGUCAUGUAUGGUGUGUGCAUGUUGCCAGGAUGGAGGUUUACAUUAAGGAGAAAUCAUGAAUCAUGAAUCACUAUGCAUCACACAUAUUGUGCUCAUUAUUUGUCAUUUGUUUUCUUUGUUUAUGUUCAUUUGUUACAUUUUCAUUUUUUGUUUUAAUUUUUUUUUAAGUUUUUUAGAUGCAGAUUAAGGAAUUAAUCUAUUUUGAAGAUCUGUAUCAAAAGUGCUUGUAAAUUUACUAGUAAUCUGCCACUACUGAUUGUGGAUCGGUUUGAUGUACACUUGUAUCAUUAAAACACUUAAUAAAACACUGUGGCUGAAAAGAAA